Molecule: messenger RNA, 7906 nt
Organism: Rhagoletis zephyria (snowberry fruit fly)
Lineage: Eukaryota; Metazoa; Arthropoda; Insecta; Diptera; Tephritidae
Gene: brp
Product: ELKS/RAB6-interacting/CAST family member bruchpilot
Biological process (GO): neuromuscular synaptic transmission; maintenance of presynaptic active zone structure; regulation of synaptic plasticity
Cellular component (GO): cytoskeleton of presynaptic active zone
Molecular function (GO): structural constituent of presynaptic active zone
Source: RefSeq, a predicted model, not a curated record
AAACGGCGUCAAAAUCGGGCUAACGGUGCCGCACAAUUGGGUUGAUAACACAUUUUUUUUUCUAUUGUACUAAAACUAGUGGAGCAGAAGGGGGCUAAAGAGGCGCAGGCAGAGGGCCAAGUAGCAGAAAAAAUGUAUAUAUAAAUUUAGUAGUAAUUGCAGAAAAAGUGUAUACGGAGGUGGAGAAAACAUAAAAAAUUCAUUUAAAAAAAUUGUGUUCAAAUGUGGAGAAUUCCAGUAUCGCUGUAUAGCAAGAAAUCGAAUGCAUUGUGCAACCCACCAAAUAUCAUUUAAAAGCGUCAUGUAAAUAUGUAAAUCGCCAAGAAUAGCAAAUAUAAAUCAUUACAACGGCGACGGCAGCGGCGGCAGCUACACUCAUCCAACAGCAGUAGGAACAACAGCCAACUAACUAACCGACCAAUCAACCCACAAUAGCUAAAAUAGUAGUCAGCCAAACAACAAGAACAACGUCUGGGUCGACAGCCAAUUGACCGUGCAAUCAAAUGACAAAUAACAAGCGACAACGGUCAUAGUCAGCAACAACGCCUAAAAGUAGAUUAUCGCAACCACGCGAAAUUCAAAAAACCACACACACACACACACACACAUGCAUCCAAACGUGGGCUGUGCCAGCAUGCAAAAAACAAAAUAAUUGAAAGCAAAAGCAAAUUAUUAUAGUCAGUUGCUCAACCAACCAACCAACCAACCAAAUAGCCAGCCAACUGACUGCAGAACGCAUUCCCCGGACUGCCACAAGAAUUUCUUAAGUGUGGGCAGCAUUAGCAGCUGGCAGUCGGUAGUAGCGACAUUCCUCAACCGCCAGCCGCCGAGAUAUCCUUUUUAACCCUCGUAGUGUAUGUGUAGCUGUGGUGAACCGUGUAGGCGGUUAAUUGGAAAUUUACUUCUGUCAACGGUUGUGCCAAGAAAGCAGUCAAAAUUCACCGGCUAAGCAAGAGUGAUAUAAGAGCGUGACAGAUACAAUAUCAAUUAAAAAGUAUGAUCAUAAUAAUCAAUACAAAAAAUACACUGUAAUCGUUGUAGCACCCACUCGGGAUUAAACUAGGAUCAGUUGUUUCAAACUACUUAAAUGAAUAAAAAAAAAACAAAAAGGUAUCAAAGCAAAUUUCAAUAAAAAAUACUUUCUUGCGUCGCCUUAUAAUCGUAAAUAAACUGCACACAUACAUAUGCCAUUAUAUAAACUACGUAUGUAAAAGCCGAGGGGAGAAGAGCAAAAGAAAAACACUAUACAUAACUGCAGAAAUAAAAAACAAAAAUUGAAAUUCUUAUAAAGUAUUCAACUUAGAGGAAAACGUAAACAAAUAGCAGUGUGUAAAGCGAGGCAGAAACCGCGGAUCCACCGCGGCAUAUUAUGUCACGAGACGAUUACAAUCCUGUAACUAGCUCUGGUGUUCGUAGCCCGGGUCGCUCAAGGCGGCUCACGGAAUUGCCAACAGUCGAUCGAUCGCCAUCACGAGACUACGGUACACGUGGAAGUCCACUAGCAAUGGGCAGUCCAUACUAUAGAGACAUGGAUGAGCCAACAAGUCCAGCCGGUGCGGGCCAUCAUCGGAGCCGGAGUGCCAGCAGACCACCGAUGUCACAUGCCAUGGAUUAUCCAAGAACACGUUAUCAGUCGCUGGAUCGCGGUGGCUUGGUUGAUCCACAUGAUCGUGAAUUUAUACCCAUACGUGAGCCACGCGAUCGCUCACGUGAUAGAUCGCUUGAGAGGGGAUUGUAUCUGGAGGACGAGUUGUAUGGACGCUCGGCGCGACAAAGUCCAAAUCCUAUAGGCUAUCAAACGGGCUUACCAUCAUCGGAUCGAGCGUAUUUGGGCGAUUUGCAACAUCAGAAUACCGAUUUGCAACGUGAAUUGGGUCAACUUAAACGUGAAUUGGAGCUGACAAAUCAAAAAUUGGGCAGUUCAAUGCACAGCAUAAAAACAUUUUGGUCGCCGGAGUUGAAGAAAGAGCGUGCGCUUAGGAAAGAGGAGAGCGCCAAAUUUAGUUUAAUCAAUGAUCAGCUAAAAUUGCUGAGCACAGAGAAUCAAAAACAAGCAAUGUUAGUGCGCCAAUUGGAGGAAGAGUUACGUAUGCGCAUGCGUCAGCCGAAUAUUGAAAUGCAACAACAAAUGGAAGCAUUAUAUGCGGAAAAUGAUCAUUUACAGCGCGAAAUUAGCAUAUUGCGUGAAACAAUUAAAGAUCUUGAGUGUCGCGUAGAAACACAAAAGCAAACGCUCAUCGCGCGCGAUGAAAGUAUUAAGAAAUUGUUGGAAAUGUUGCAAACUAAAGGAAUGGGUAAAGAAGAGGAGCGACAAAUGUUCCAGCAAAUGCAAGCAAUGGCCCAAAAACAGUUGGACGAAUUCCGUCUUGAAAUACAAAGAAGGGAUCAAGAAAUAUUGGCGAUGGCGGCCAAAAUGAAAACGUUAGAAGAGCAACAUCAGGAUUAUCAGCGGCACAUAGCGGUUCUCAAGGAGUCGUUAUGUGCCAAGGAGGAGCACUACAAUAUGUUGCAGACUGACGUUGAGGAGUUGCGCGCCCGCCUUGAGGAGAAGAAUCGCCUGAUUGAGAAGAAGACGCAGGGCACACUACAAACAGUGCAGGAACGGAAUCGUUUGACUAGUGAACUCACCGAAUUGAAGGAUCACAUGGAGAUUAAGGAUCGCAAGAUCAACGUGUUACAGCGAAAGAUUGAAAAUCUCGAGGAUCUGCUCAAAGAGAAGGAUAAUCAGGUGGAUAUGGCGCGUGCACGUCUAUCGGCAAUGCAGGCUCAUCACAGCAGCUCCGAGGGCGCUCUCACAAGUCUCGAAGAAGCCAUUGGUGAUAAAGAGAAACAAAUGGCCCAACUGCGAGAACAGCGAGAUCGUGCCGAACAUGAAAAGCAAGAGGAGCGUGAAUUACAUGAGCGUGAAAUUGCCGAUUACAAGAUCAAGUUGCGCGCACUCGAAAGUGAAGUGGAAAAGUUGAAUACACGCCUGGAGCGUGCCGUUACCGAACGUGAACGAUUGGAAAUCAAGUUGGAGGCAUCGCAAAGUGAAUUGGGUAAAUCGAAGGCGGAAUUAGAGAAGGCCACAUGCGAAAUGGGACGCAGCAAUGCCGAUUGGGAGUCAACCAAACAACGUAUCGCACGCCUUGAAUUGGAAAAUGAACGCUUGAAACAUGAUUUGGAACGCUCACAGAUGCAGCUAGAUGAACAGACCACACUACAUAAAACAACAUUUGGCCGCACAACCAUGACAACUUCACAAGAACUGGAUCGAGCACAAGAGCGCGCUGACAAGGCAGCUGCAGAACUGAGGCGAACACAAGCUGAGCUGCGCGUCACACAGUCGGAUGCCGAACGUGCUCGUGAGGAGGCUACAGCAUUGCAGGAGAAGCUGGAGAAGAGUCAGGGUGAAGUUUACCGGUUGAAGGCGAAGCUUGAAAAUGCACAAGGUGAACAGGAGAGUUUGCGCCAAGAACUGGAGAAAGCUCAGAGCGGUGUUUCACGUAUACAUGCCGAUCGUGAUCGGGCCUUCUCGGAGGUGGAGAAGAUAAAGGAAGAAAUGGAACGAACUCAGGCCACACUGGGCAAGGCACAACUGCAGCAGGAGAAGCUGCAGAACUCAUUGGAUAAAGCCCAGAACGAGGUCGAUCACUUGCAGGAGAAGCUCGACAAAUCGAUUGCUGAAAAUCGACGUUUGGUGCUCGAAAAGGAGAAGCUUACCUAUGACUAUGACAACUUGCAGUCACAGUUGGACAAGGCGCUGGGUCAGGCGGCACGCAUGCAAAAGGAACGUGAAACGCUCACACUUGAUACGGAUCGCAUACGCGAGAAAUUGGAGAAGACGCAGAUGCAACUAGCACGUAUACAAAAGGAGCGGGAUCAGUUCUCCGAUGAGUUGGAAACACUCAAAGAACGCUCCGAAUCAUCGCAAACCUUACUGAUGAAAGCGGCGCGCGAUAAAGAGGCUAUGCAAACCGAUUUGGAAGUGCUCAAGGAGCGUUAUGAAAAGUCGCACGCCAUACAACAGAAAUUACAGAUGGAGCGCGAUGACGCCGUCACUGAAGUCGAAAUACUCAAAGAGAAAUUGGACAAAGCGCUCUAUGCCAGUCAGAAACUGAUCGAUGAGAAGGACACCUCGAAUAAGGAGUUCGAGAAGAUGCUUGAAAAAUACGAUCGCGCACAGAAUGAAAUCUACCGUUUGCAAUCGCGAUGUGAUACUGCCGAAGCGGAUCGCGCACGCCUUGAGGUGGAAGCCGAACGUUCCUCUCUGGCCGCAUCCAAAGCGCGCGAGGAUCUGCGCAAAUUACAGGAGGAGAGCACACGUCUGCAGGAAGCCUGUGAUCGUGCUGCGCUGCAGCUUAGCAGAGCCAAGGAGAGCGAAGACAAUGCACGCGUCGAACUCGAUCAUAAUCGCGAACGCUUCGACAAACUGCAAACUGAUUUACGUCGUUCGCAAGGCGAAAAGGAUCAUUUGCAAUCGGAACUGGAGCGUGUCUCGUACGAAUUGGAGCGUGCACAUGCCGCACAAACGAAAGCGAGCGUCAGCGUGGAAGCCGCUAAAGAGGAAGCAGCGCACUAUGCCGUUGAGCUGGAGAAGAUGCGCGAGCGUUAUGAGAAGAGUCAAGUGGAGUUGCGUAAACUUCAGGACACCGAUACAUUUGGACGUGAGACCCGCCGCCUUAAGGAGGAGAAUGAGCGCCUCCGUGAAAAACUUGAUAAGACCCUCAUGGAACUGGAGACCAUACGUGGCAAGUCGCAAUACGAGUCCGAAUCAUUCGAGAAAUACAAAGACAAAUAUGAGAAGAUUGAGAAUGAGAUACAGAAUAUGGAAUCCAAACUGCAUGAGACCACCCUGCAAUUGGAAUUGUCCAAGGGCGAGGUUGCUAAGCUACUGGCCAAUCAAGAGAAACAGCGUAGCGAAUUGGAGCGGGCGCAUAUUGAGCGCGAGAAGGCACGUGACAAGCACGAGAAACUGCUGAAGGAGGUGGAGCGAUUGCGUCUGCAGCAACAGUCGGCCAUCAGCCCUGGCGAUACGGUGCGCGCAUCGAUGUCGGCGGGCGAGCGCCAAGAGAUCGAUCGAUUGCGCGAUCGGCUCGAGAAGGCGCUACAGUCGCGCGAUGCCACCGAAUUGGAAGCGGGCCGUCUCGCCAAGGAGUUGGAGAAGGCGCAGAUGCAUUUGGCCAAACAGCAGGAGGCGAACGAAUCGACGCGAAUCGAAUUCGAACGCAUGUCUGCCGAACUCGGCCGCCUGCACGAUCGUCUCGAGAAGGCAGAGGCCGAGAAGGAGUCACUACGCCAAUCGGGACGCAAUGGCGCCGACAAACCGCAUCCACAACUGGAAAAGCACAUGCAGAAAUUGGAAGCCGAUUGCAAGCAGCUAGCCAUCGAACGCGAACAAUUGGUGCUGCAGCUAGAGAAGAGCCAAGAGAUUUUAAUGAAUUUCCAAAAAGAACUGCAAAAUGCCGAAACGGAAUUGCAGAAGGCGCGUGAAGAGAACCGCAAGCUACGCAACGGCCAUCCCGUGGCACCGGCGGCGCCAGCAGAAAUACAAGCCAUGCAACAAGAAAUCCAAAUGCUGCAACAGAAAUUGCAGGAAUCAGAAAAAGCGCUGCAGGGGGCCAGUGCCGCAGCUGGAGCGAGUGGCGCCAAUCGCGAAGAGGUCGAACAAUGGCGUAAGGUGCUCGAAGCGGAGAAGAAUCGCGCAGAAAUGGCCGACAAAGCCGCACAAGAAAUGCAUAAACGCAUACAAAUGAUGGACCAACACAUCAAAGAACAACAUCAACAAAUGCAGAAGAUGCAACAACAAAUAGCACAACAGCAACAACAACAGCAACAGCAGCAACAACAAGUCUCUGGUAAUGCCCAAGAAGUUUCGAAGGAGCUGGAGAAGGUGAAAGGUGAGUUGCAAGCUGCAUGCACGGAGCGCGAUCGCUUCCAGCAGCAACUGGAAUUGCUGGUACAAGAGCUGGAGAAGAGUCAGCUGUCGAACCAGGAGCAAGCGAAGCAGCUACAGACGUCACAACAGCAGGUUCAACAGCUGCAGCAACAGGUACAAAUGCUGCAACAACAAGUACAACAGCUGCAACAAGCUGGCAAUGCCGGCGCCGCUGCCACCGAUGUGCAACGCCAACAGCUGGAACAGCAACAAAAGCAACUGGAAGAGGUGCGCAAGCAAAUCGACAACCAAGCAAAGGCAACGGAGAGCGAACGCAAGAUUAUCGAAGAGCAGCGCAAACAAAUCGAAGCCAAACGCAAGGAUAUCGAAGAGAAGGAGAAGAAAAUGGCCGACUUCGAUGUGCAGCUACGCAAGCGAAAGGAACAAAUGGAUCAGUUGGAGAAAUCGUUGCAGACGCAAGGUGGCGGUGCUGCCGCAGCCGGUGAACUCAAUAAGAAACUCAUGGAUACACAGCGACAACUGGAAGCCUGCGUCAAGGAAUUACAAAAUACCAAGGAGGAGCACAAAAAGGCUACCACCGAAUGCGAACGAUUGCUUCAGUUGGUGCAAAUGUCCCAGGAGGAACAGAACGCUAAGGAGAAAACUAUUAUGGACUUACAACAAGCCUUAAAGAUCGCUCAAGCAAAAGUGAAACAAGCACAAACGCAGCAGCAACAAGACGCUGGACCAGCUGGAUUCUUGAAGAGUUUCUUCUAAGGAGUAUUACUUGAAAACAAUAAGCAUGCUAAACAAACAAGCAAACAAAGCACUUUACAUUAUUACAUUGUACAUUUAACUAACAGUAACCUCAGUAUUGAUUUCAUUAUAAUAAUGAACAAUGGACAUGAAUGUAUUGGAAAUCUUUUUUACUCAACUUUUUGCUGAUCGCUGUCUUUUUCUAAUUAUGGUUUUCUAACAAAAUAUGCCUAUUAAUGUUUACUAUCGUGAAUUAAGUGCUGUACUCAUUAUUCUUCAUACUAACUACUUGCUACUUAUCUACACAUACGUACAUAAUAUGAACAUGCAAAACAAGCAAAAUAGCAAACAAACCUACAAGCACUUGAAUGUCGCAAGAAGGAGCAUUUCGAAAGGAUAAACACUAUACAAAACACGGAACUGUUGGUUUAUUGGAUUGUUCAGCGCAUUGCCUCUUUGUAUGCAUAGGAUACUCCCAAUGGAUUAUCGAUUUUCGAAUAUACAGAUAUGUACAUAAAAACUUAUAAUUGCGUAUGCGGCAUGUAAAGUUGGAAGCAUACAUAUGUAUAUUUACGUAUACGUACAUAUGUAUGUACACGAGACAAAAUGGUAACAGAAAAAUUUGUAAUUUUUUUAGCGAAAUAUGAAGAGUCGAAAGAAACUAUUCGCUUACGCGUUGAUUUGACGAGAUCAGAAAGAACUUUUUUGGUGAGCACACAAAUGUGACUAAGCUAUGGAAAUGCAAUGCAAAGAAAAAAUUUAAAGCAAUGCAUAAGUAUAUGUAUUGAUGGUUAAAAAAAAAACACAUGCGUACAUGCAUAAAUGAGAAAUAGUUUGGGCAAAAUAACAAGAGUGUAGUAAAAUAGACGGAAUAUAUAGUAAAUAUAAAUAUUAGGAAAAAAUCAAGUAAAUACAUAAAUUAAAAAAUAUAUAAACUGUAUCCAAAGUUAUAGUUAGAUUAUUGAAAGGAGGUGAAAAUUUAUGAAAAACAAAUAAAUAAUGUAAAUACUAGAACAAAUUGUAGCAAAAAGAAAGCAACAAUACCUUUAUUUUAAAUGACUUAAAUUAAAUAAAUAUACAAAUAUAAAAAUUUACAUAGACUCAUAGUACAUAUACAUACAUACAUACAUAGAUACGUGUCCUGUAACAUGAAAGCAUAAACAAUACCAUAGGGGGCAUUAAUUGAAGAUGAAGCCAUGCCAUAAACUUCUGCUAACAAAUAAGUCAUGCAUAUACAAACAUAAUUCCAUAUACAUACAUACAUAGUGCAUAUACAUAAAUAUAUAAAAAAAA